Molecule: messenger RNA, 1659 nt
Organism: Dromiciops gliroides (monito del monte)
Lineage: Eukaryota; Metazoa; Chordata; Mammalia; Microbiotheria; Microbiotheriidae
Gene: IL5
Product: interleukin 5
Exons: 4
Coding region: 1-408 (135 amino acids)
Biological process (GO): immune response
Cellular component (GO): extracellular region
Molecular function (GO): interleukin-5 receptor binding; growth factor activity
Source: RefSeq, a predicted model, not a curated record
AUGAUGAAGAUGCUUGUGUGCCUUCUACUGCUGGCUCUCUGUGCAGGCUGCACUUACGGGAUCGCAACAGGAAAUCCAGUGAGCACACUGGUGGCAGAAACUCUAUCGCUAAUCACAGCUCACCGAACCUUGCUGAUAGGCAAUGGGACUCUGAGGAUUUCAAUACCUGAUCCAAAAAAUCAUCCGCUGUGUAUUGAAGAAAUCUUCCAGGGAAUUGAAACACUGAAGAACCAAACUGCUAAAGAGGAUGUGGUAGAAACAAUUUUUCAAAACUUGUCUUCUCUAAAAGAAUACGUGACUGCCAAAGAAAAACAAUGUGGGGGAGAAAGAAGAAGAGUAGAGCAAUUUUUGGACUACCUGGAAGAUUUUCUUCAGACAGUAAACACUGAGUGGGCAAUAGAAAGCUAAAAUGAAAAGAGAGGCUGUGCUGGACUGAUUUGGGAGAGGUAAAUGAACCCUGCCUGCUGGGAUGGAAGACACUUCCACAGUUCUUCUAAAACAAAUGAAAUCUUUUGGUUGUCACAGACAUUUUAUGCAAAACAGAAUAUUUUUAUUUUUAUGAUACUCUUUGUGAUUUCUUCUCCAUAUAUAUGUCCAACUGAAUUUUUAGAAAAUUCUGGGAAAUGGAUUAAUUCCUCUAAAAAAAAAUGCUCAGUCAAGUGGUACCCAAAUGAUACAUUCUGACCCAGUGUGACUUAUUGUCUGACAAUUUUAUCUGCUUGCUUUCUGCUCCCAAAUGCAACUAUGAUGUCUUUUUCUAUUUGGUGUUUUCCUCAUAGCUUACACAUUCAAUGACAGCAACCUUGGCUACAGAUUGUGUGGCAUAUGAGGUCUCAAGAAGUUACAUGGUCAAAGUUAAUUUAUUAUUCACUUUGAUAUGUUUAAAUGUAGGGCCACUUGGCCCCUUACUGUUUGAUUGUGGACUUGUUACUCUGUGAACUUCAGUGUUUUUAUGUGUAAAACAAUGGGAUUGUAAAGUAAACUAAAAUAACAGUAAAAAGAAAUGCUAUGGCGGCAGCUAGGUGGCGCAGUGGAUAGAGCACUGGCCCUGGAUUCAGGAGGACCUGGGUUCAAAUUCAGCCUCAGACCCUUGACACUUACUAGCUGGGCAAGUCACUUAACCCCAAUUGCCUCACCAAAAAAAACCAAACAAACAAACAAAAAAAGAAAGAAAUGCUAUGUAGGUAGUCACAAUGACUAAUCUUCCAGAUAAGAGAUGAGGAGAACUCUUCUCUUUCUUUAGAGAGGUAGGGAACUAUGGGUGUGCACUAUCAGAAGUGACCAAUGUAUUGGUUGUUUUUACUUAACUUUAUUAUAAGAGAAGAUUCACUGGCCAGGUGUGAGGGUAUGUGUGUGCAUAAAUAUACCCAAAAAUAAAUGUUACAGAAAAAAGCAUCAAUAAAUCUUUAAAAAUUAGAUGUUUGAGCUAAAUAGAAGCCAUUUACUGUGAGUUCCCUCUUCUCCCCUGUUCUACACUUCUAAAUCCCUUGAUAUCAUCCCCACUUUCUCCUUCUAUGCUGUGGUCUCUAAUGGAAAACUGAACCUGUUCCUCACCAAGGCCAACCCCAAUGCUUACUGUCUGGAACUAAAUACUCUGAGUAUCUUCUGUAUUUUGCUUUUUUCCCCUUAUUGGUUUUAGAAUUAUGAAGAAAAACUUAU